Ostrea edulis (European flat oyster) is the source of this 12790-nucleotide messenger RNA. Its product is annotated as protein bark beetle-like. The transcript has 15 exons. Gene Ontology annotation, cellular component: membrane. The coding region runs from base 259 to 10227 and encodes 3322 amino acids. NCBI's taxonomy places the organism in Eukaryota, Metazoa, Mollusca, Bivalvia, Ostreida, Ostreidae. The record is from RefSeq and is a predicted model, not a curated record.
CACCUGCGUUCCAGUGAGUCAUGUGACUUUCUGGUCGCAAAUUUCCAUACCUGUGCGGUGACACACUUAUUACGGGGUCAACAGGAAGUUACACUAAUUCAAAUGGGCAAUGACUGUUCAGAACAAUAAAAACUAUUUCGUAGGUGUAGAAUAAGCAAGCAACAGAACUCCAUACCAAGACAAAGAAGCGAUCGAUAUACCUGGGACUACAGGUGUGAAAUUUGAUUUGCGAAGAUGACGAGCUAAAAAACAAUUAAAAUGGCGACUGUUUACAAUUUGAAGUGGAGCCUGACCGUGGGAAUAAUUCUGUUGUCAGUGUCGGUGACUUUUGGGCAGGAUCCGAUCACACCCCCACCGAAGGGUCCGAAACCCGUGGUGGCAAACGGAAUCGUGUAUAAUUUAGUUUACCUGCAUAUGGUCCCCGAGAUAUGUCGGCGCCCGUACGUGUUAGAAAAAGUGAAUUUUGAGUUUGGGAUUGUCAUCAGAAAAGAGGAGAAAAAGGCGAUAAUGAGAUCUGGGAGUCCGUACAAGAUGCGGGGUAAUAUAGAGCUGGAGCCCAGGAGCUGUUUGUGGAUUGAACCGGGCACUGUGUUCCAUUUCAGCCCGGGUUACGGUUUCAUCGUCAACGGAACGCUCAUCGCCAGGGGUAGCGAAGAGGACGGUGGAAGGAUUGUGAUGACGAGAGACCCAGACUUGGUGGAUGCUCAGGAAUCAUCCUUUCCGGACGACGCUCGGCUGGUAGACGGGAACAGGACGAGAGACGGACAGCUGCAGCUAUUGUACCGUGGGCGGUGGAGAGGAAUCUGUACUAACUUUAUAAACUACACAAAAAUUGAUGCCAAUGUGACAUGUCGUCACCUGGGGUUUGUGUGGGGGAACUUCACGUACCACUCAUUCUCCCAGAACAUGACUGACUACAUGUUGUUCGAGGGGCCGAACUGCAUUGGAACAGAAAACAGUCUAUUUGAAUGUCCUGGCAAAACCAACAUCCGAGUGGGUGCCAAUAUUUGUGAUGGACAACAGGUGAUUGGAUUCCAGUGUGAGGGUCUCCGCCCAGACUUAGCCAGGACUCACUGGAGAGGACUUGAGUUUUACAACGCCACAGUGCUGUUUGUCAAAGACGGCAAUGUCAAUAGAACGGAAACAUACUCCUGGCUCGAGUAUCUCGACGUUUGGUAUGCGGGGCGUGACACAUACCGCGGGGACGGAAUGGUGCAUGGCCGCGCAUCAAUAUCUGCCAGUCCUCAGGUUCCUCUGAUGAAUAAUGUGUCCAUAAUGUACGGGGCUUAUGAUGGGAUGAACUUGACAGAGUUGACGGGGCGUGUUCAUGUUGCUAAUAGUACAGUGUCUUUCAAUAGAGGCUAUGGAGCUUACAUCAAGACAGCAGUGGGCCAGGUGUUGAUAAACAUGACAAACUUGGACAAUAACUGGGGGGAUGGAGUCAAAAUGUACAUGACAAAUUACACUAUCAACUCCUUCCAGAAAGACUAUCCCACCAGCAGCUCGUUCUGCCGAAGUAAUUCUCUGGCCUACCCUAGAUUCCCCAUCACAAUAUAUGAAAAUGUCAUAGACGAAAGAGGAAACAAACCGGAGUUUGACAGUCUUGACUGUCAGAAGAGUUACACAACUUUAUCCAAUAGGAGAUUGUCCCUCCACUUCUUCCUGAUGGAGCGUGACGAGAAUGCCUCGGGAACGAUCACGGUGUACGAUGGCACCUCCUCCAGCAGCCCCAUCCUAGGGGUGUUUCCCGUCUCCAAUGGCUCCUUCCCUCAGUCCGUCACAACCUCCAGAAACAGCAUCAACAUCCGCUUUCAGUACAAGCUUCCACCCAGGCCGACUGCUGGGGAACACUGGUGUAAAAAGUUCAGGGCCUGUCUGAGAUUUCUACUAGAUCUGGUGUCUUAUGAUGGGUUGGAUGAGGAGCUUCGGUUUUUUAAUUCUUCUACUAGUAACAACACAGGAUAUGGAGUUAACGUCCAGGACAUGCGAUGCAAAGUAUCCGUUAAUUCGUCAAUAAUAUCAGACAAUAAAUUUGGGGCAGGUCUGCGCAUUUACCAGGGUGCAGGGGAAAUCUCCAUCAACAAUUCAAGGGUGGAAGGAAAUGAAAGGAGUGGUGUAAAUAUCACAUAUGCCGGGGGUUACCAGCUUUUAAACAACUCGUAUUUCUGUGAGAAUCAUGGAUAUGGUGUAAUUACAGAGUAUGAUCGACUUAAUAACACACGAAGGCAGCAUUCUCAGAAAAUGGAGGUGGUGAAGGCAAAGUUCUUCUUCAACGAAUGGAUUGCCUUCAGAGUAGGGAAUUACUGUAUGGAGGCUAGCAUUCUAGUGAACGAGAGCCAUUUCAAGUACAAUUAUGAUGAAGCUAUUGAAUAUCUGUCGUGUAACUUUACAAGGAAUCCCCAGAAAAAUGUGAAUUUUAGUUUAGCAUACAAUGAAUUUGAUGGCAACAGAAGGCAUGGAAUUCUAAUGUCACCACUGGUGAACACAAUCGGGAUAAUGACAAAUAACACAUUCAUGAACCAUAGUUUAGGUGCAGUGCGCAUCGACAAUGGAUACGACCUACUUGUCAGCAAAUGGUAUGCGAAAUUUGCUGUAAAUUAUCGCAUAUUUGAAAAUACAUUUAAGGAAAAUUAUGGUAGAUACUGUGUAAGUCUGCGGUUGACCCAAAAUGCUCCAAAUCAGCACAUGGAAUUCAAAUUUAAUAAAGUGAUUGGAAAUGCUAUAAAUGAUACAUCAGAAUACCUCAAUCCUCGUAGCCAUGCCAAUGCUCCAAUUAUUGUGUCCUCCAGUAAUGUCGUGAUACAGAGGAACCAUAUAGCUAAUCCUGAUUCCGUGCGAGACAUUGCCACACAUCUCAUUGACCCCUCUGUCAUUAUAAAUGGUAGUGUAAACUGGUGGGAGACCACGAAUCAUGGAUUUAUUUACGGCCGAAUCUUUGACAGGGAUGACCGAUAUAAUCUUGCCCAGGUUACGUAUUACCCUGUGCUGAAGGAUGGAUGGCUUUAUGGGGAUAAAACCACCAUUACAGAGACAGAAUACAGAUGGCCUUUUCAAAGGGAAAAUAGAAUUGGAGGGAUUUUGGAUGUGGAGGGAUUUACGACGGACCCCAAUGUCAAGGUAUAUUACGUGGAUAGAGAUAUAUUUAUAGUACCCAAUGCAGUCCUGAAGAUUUUACCAGGAACCUCACUGCUGUUUGAUAACUCAAUCGGCAUGGUGAUACACGGCCGCUUGAUUGCUGAUGGAGGAAGCGCCAACUCACCAAUUCUGUUCACUUUGAAUGAGCCAUUCAAUCAGACAGAUAUUGGCAACAGAACUGACGCUGUUAGGCUUGCUGAUGGGCGGGACGAGUACGAAGGUCGUGUAGAGGUCAACAUCAAUGGUCGCUGGGGAGCUAUCUGUAAAAACGGAUGGAUCAAAGAAAAUGCAAUGGUGGUAUGCCAGCAGCUUGGUCUGACAUAUCACCCAGACUACGGACUGGUCUACCAACAGCUCCGGUCAUCCUCUGUGAUCAUGCUGAGCUCUGUCUCGUGUACCAACCUAGAUACAGACAUUCGUCAGUGUCACGCCAUCAAACGUGGUGACUUUGAUUGUCCAUUUGAUGAUGUGGUGUACAUCAGGUGCCAGAAACCAACUUGGUCAGGCAUUACAAUCCCAGCUAUUCCUACCUAUGGUCAAAUACGCGACACGCAAAUUAAGCAUGCAAUUAUACAGAAGGCUGGACAACUGGACUACCAAGCGAUGACCUUCACCCCAGCCCUACGGAUUGACUACAACUUCUACAAAAUCACAGCCCUGCAGAUCACUGACUCAGUGUCCGACGGUGUUAACAUCAAGUAUGCCAACCCAUUCACAGAGAAUCUUUUUGAGAAGUGUCAUUUCAACAGAAAUUUAGGUCAUGGCUUUCUUUCACGCACUCCUUUCUUGAAAAUCACUGAGACCACCAUGAAUGACAACCAGAAAGGUGGCUUUGUGUAUGAUCCGUUCUUUACGGAAUAUGAGGCACUCAGUGUGAGAAACUUCCUUCAUCAAAGUCGGAUGGUGUAUUUCGGAACAAAAAACCACCAGCUAGGUGAUAACUCCAUGGUGUUUAUAAUCUCCCAACCAGGCAUACGGAGUGAGAACCACACUUACACUAUGCAGCUGUCCGUCACCAGUUCUAAUUAUAGAAUUACACUCCAAAUUCUGGACUACAACCCACUGACCAGUGUGGAGAAGGUGACAAUUUACAACUCGGACAGGAACAGCAUAUCUCCCACCACGGUCAAGUGGCAAAUCGAGGAGGAUUUGGUGGACUUCCCGGUCACCUCACAGGGAGAAAAUUACCUCACGAUUCAGCUUGUGGUUCGUGGAGUCAUAUCGGGGCGACUGGCCUUCGCUGCUCAUGCAAGACAAUAUUCAACUGCUCCCAUUAAGUCCAUCAUAGAAAUCAGUUACGCCACUGUCAACAAUAACUAUCAAGGCAUCGUCACCAAACACUACAACAAUCCGUCCAACGAAAAAUUGGAGAUUUUCCACCGUGUCGCCAUGGAAGAGCUUCGCUUCACCAAGGUAGACAUAAAAGAAAAUCAGAUGGAAGCCAUGUACAUACCAAGUCUGACAAAGUACCACGAGCACCUGAUUCCGACACAAGAGGAAAUGACCCGACCCGAGAGGCUGGGUCAGAUCACCUACACCCUGAAUCAGUGUACAAUACAAAACAACGGGAGGGCCAUUAUCGCAGACCACAACCAUGUGGACUUCUCCAACAACGUGUGGAAGUGGAAUGUGUUGACCACAGCUGUCAAGGACAACAAAUAUGGUGGCCUGGAAAUUGAGUUGCCACGUGUGAACGACAUUCGGGAGAAGAAUAAGUUUCACUCUGUGCAAAUCAAUCAGUCAACCUUUGAGAACAAUAAAGAUUUUGCCUUUACAAUUAAUGGUUACUAUGCUGAUGUGGAAGUGAGUUUUGGCAAAUUUGUAAAUAAUGUUUGUCGCAGGGGACUGAUCCUGAUGGCAGGGAUGGAGAAAGAUUUAGUUAUGUACAACAAUUACAUAGUGAGCAAUUAUGGGAAAUAUGCCAUACAGAUAGACAUACAAAGUCAUGCUGAGUACAACAAUCCAAAGGGGUUCUGUCAUUACAACAACAUAAAGGACAACAAACCCGGCCCAGGCUGGUCCAUGAACACUGAUUACACACCAUCUACAUAUGCGGUGGCAGUUCGUGGCGUCCAGAAUAUAACGCUGAGAAGGAAUGUAAUUGAAAAUGCUGACUAUCAGUACGAGCUCAUAGCAGGAGUCACCUCUCUCUUCCUAGAAAACAAGAUGGAUGUCAGGGAGAAUUGGUGGGGAACUGCAAUCCAGGCUCGCAUCGUGGACAGAAUAUUUGAUUUUGAUGACUGGAAUAACUAUGCCAUUGCUGAUUACUUCCCACAGCUCACGGCAGGCAACGUGAACAGCUUACCAUCAACAGGAUCUCAGAUUGAGAAUGGCUUCAGCUUUCCCUCACUGAAGGGAAGAAUAACCAAAAACACGGCCCUGGCUGGUUCCUCUACUUACUAUGUUAUAGCAGAUGUUACAGUCAUGCCUAAUGCUAAGCUUACUAUUGAGCCGGGAACUAGACUUGAGUUUUAUCCAAAUGUAGGAAUUCUGGUGCUGGGCCAGCUUGUUGCCAGGGGACUGCCUUAUAGCAGGAUAUCUUUUCGCCCUGUAACGCCGGGACCAAAUAUUCCAAUACCACUUCCUGAGAUCAACACCCAGACAUUUUACUCUAACACCAUGAGACUGAAACGAGAUGCAGAGGGAGAAAUACCACCAAAUGAAGGUUUUCUGGAACUGUUUAAUUCCUCAUCGAGUUCAUGGAAUUUGAUGUGUGACAAUCAGUUCAACAGAAAGACAGCAGAGGUGGUAUGUCGAGGGCUUGGAAUGGAGACUCUGAACGUCGAUGUUCGCUUUACUCAUCUGUAUGAUCAUUACAUUUACAAGAAACCUAUGUACUUUGUCAAAGAAUUCUGGACAUACUCGUAUUACUGUGUUGGUGAUGAAAACUCAUUAGACGAAUGUCAGAAAAGAAUCAAUUACAAAAUCCAAGACUGUAUACAAGCUGCUAAUUACACGUUUAUUCGCUGUGGGAAGAGGAACCUGGAUUCUAAAUUUUCUUACUGGGGAAAUAUUCGGAUUGCUUCUCCAACAUAUGAGGAGGAUGCAACUCGAUAUAUUCAGGACAAAGAUCGAUCUAUCCUUGAGAAUAUUGAUAUUUACGGAGCAGGUAUGCUGCAUGGUGAAAGGGUAGGAGCCGUACAGGCAACCUACAGGACGCCAAAGAUCAAUAACUUCAACAUUACGCACUGUCUGUGGAACGGACUUGAUGUAAUUGCUCCAAGGUAUGAAAUGAAUGUCAGAACCAUGAACAUUGAUCACAAUCUCGGAUACGGCAUUAACUUCCUUAUUCUUAAUGGAGAAUCACGUAAUGCCGACCUUUCCUCUUUCCGCCCACUGACAGUGAACACAGUGCCAUAUUUUAUGUCUGGGUUGGUCGACAUCUGUAAAAUGGAGAAGGAAUUAACUGUGAAAAAUCGACUUAUCAUCUACUACAAGUAUUCGGAACUGUUAGUGGACUGUGUCAAGAUUAUUCGCAGUGAAAACCCCCUUCGUAAAGUGUCACUGCGACUUUUGCAGUUUAACCUGUAUUAUGAUGAGUUUUACCGCAAUAUGUUAGAAAUUUAUGACGGUAACACUGUAACAGAGCAGAACAGGAUCGGGGUGCUUGAAGCACACAGUAAGGAAGAGGCCACGGGGACCCGAUAUCUCAGCAAAUCCGACACCAUUGGAGUCCACAUCCAUGCAUCUAAUGCGUAUGAAGAUUACGGAUUUAUUGCUGAGAUAACGACAUCUCCUCUCUCUGACUUGGCUUACCCAGACAGCACAGUGAUUCACCGCUUUGAACAGAUGAUGGUGACGAACAACGAAGAUGGGGCCUUCAUGUACCAGAAUGUGGGUGAGGUGUGUCCCUCUCUGUACAUCGAUAGCUGUAUGAUAGAGAAUAACGGUAUUGGCAUCCUCAAUCUGACCUCCCGACCAGUCAUCGAUAUUGGAAUUCAGAAUACCAAGAUCUUCAACUUCCAACACAAUUUUGUCAACAGAAACAAGGGAGGGCUGUUCUGUCGUGCCUUUACGACGUCCACCCAAAACCUUCUCCGCGGCAACAUCACCAAUAAUGUCUUCACCUUUGGAAGCCAUGGAGAAACUCUCAACAUCAGUGGCCAUCAUUUCCAGAAGAUGCACGUCUAUGAGAAUUACAUUUUUAACAACUCAGCAGGUGAUUACAGAGACACGGUCCAUGUUCAGACUGUAGGGAUGAACUUUACAUUCAAUGUCCUGGUGAACAACACAGGGUACCACAUUGUGAGGACAUUCAGUGAGGUGGACACUAGCGCCACCCAGCAGUACAUUGGGAACUACAUCUACCAAAACAAUGCCACAGCGCUGUUUCGGGCAGUGCUAGCUGUUGGCAGUGGGAAGCCAGAGUUCCAUAAUAAUUACUUAGUCAAUGAGGAGAGUGCAUUUGAACUUUUGACCAAUGAAAAACGAGAAGUAAUCCAAGGAAUCCAUAUAACUGAGACCCCUGUGGAUGCCACUUACAACUGGUGGGGGUCGGAGCGCCCCGGAUACAUCAAUGGAAAGAUCUGGGAUGGCCGGGACAACGACUCUCUUGUGGAUGUUAAUUUUCAGCCGUACAGAGUCAGCAAUGUGUCACUCGUUAAUGGUAAGUGCCCUCCUGGGUGGACUUUGAACUCUGAUCGUUGCUAUAGAUACAUGGGGGCUGCUCUGCCUUAUGCCCAAGCUGGCCAGUUUUGUAGGGAUAACCAAGGAUUUUUGGCGGAGGCAGAUGGGCAGGCCCCCUUUCUCCGCUACCUGCUCCGACUGACAGAGAAUGUUUACAACAAGAACCUGCGGGUGUGGGUGUACUCUGAGGUUGCCACCGGUUACUGCAGUGCAUUCCAGGAUGACUUCAUUGUGGCAGAACAGGACUGUCAGAGGAUUCUGCACCCAUUUAUAUGCGAGAAAGAUCCCUACAUUAGUCCUCCUGGCAGUGAUAUCCUGGCCAUUGCCAUCGGGGUCUCUGCUGGUGUGUUUGGUACAGCUCUUCUUAUCAUCAUCAUUCUAGCCAUUCUCUGGAAGGUCAAGUCCAAGGGAAGAAAAGAGCAAAGAUUUGAAAGGCAAGCAUCCAUUCGCUCCUCUGUUAGGUCAUCUGUAAGGUCGCGGUCCACCAUGACUGUGUUAUCUACGGGAAAGCGCAGACUUGAUGACAAAUAUUCUGUCACUUCCUCUAAAGGACAUUUAAUGGAUGAUGAUGUAUCAUUGUCUAACAUAAGUCUUGAAUCUAGAAGCCAAGGAAGAGGCCCCAAUAGGUCUUUUGAGCGUUUGGAUGCACCUAAUGGUCGCCUUGGUUCCCGAGAUCGUUUGGACCAUAUCAAUUCCUCUAAUGGAAGUCUGGGUAUGAUUUUGUCAAAUGGACACACAGGUUCUCAAAACAGACUUGUUAAUGGAAAAGGGAGUUUUGAUCGACUAAAAGAGGAUUUUCCAAGGAAUUCACCUAAAAACUCGCCGCGUACUCAAAGACCAAUCAGAGCUACACUAGGGAGGAACACACAGAACAAUGACCUAGAUAAACGGCCUGACGUGAAGCCAGUCUUACCUCCACAGCCCCCUAUAAUGAAACCGCCCCCUGUAAUGAAACCACCCCCCAUAAAACCAACAGUUCCUCCAGUCAUCCCCGAAGACACAGAUGGAGGCUACACUGAUGAUGGAUUCUCCGAACAUGAAUUCGACGAUUUUACAACCACAGCUGAUGAAGCAGAAUAUGCCCCUAGCCACAUGCCCUACAAAGCGGAGAAUCAAAUUGACUCGCUUAGAAAGCUACCUAAUAUUUCAGAGAAGCCUGCAUUUGGAAGUGAAUCAAGUGUUGAUAUGGAUCAGAGACCUAACCCUAUGUCAAAUUUUUACAACCAUGACACACCACCUACACCCCCUCCUCCACUACCAGUGGAUUCUUACCCUCUAAAAUACAUCAGAAACUCUCCUGCCCUAUCUGAGGCGUCGUCAAGGAAACCAACACCACAGCCACGAAAUAAGCCUGUGGCACCCCCACGCUCAAACAUCGGCAGCAAAGAAAGUCUGAAUCGCAGUGUGAAUCCUCUGCAUCUCAGUCAGGGAAAUUUGAAUUUAAUUGACAAGAAACCUGAGUGGUUAACAGACCAAGUGAGAGAGACAAGUGCCAGUGAAAGUGACAGUGAUCCAGAGAGUGUGAGCGACUCAUUUUAUGGACACAAAAAUAAAGCAUUUCUGAAUAAUGAGAAUCUCCCUCAGACUGUGAAAGCCCCAGGAUAUACCCCACCACAGGACAAAUCAGAUGGAACAAAUUAUUCCUCUCCAUGGAGAGACAACAAAUAUCCGUAUUCCAAUCAGAGCAAUUCAAAUCUCUCACGCGGUUCACGUGAAAUGGACAACAUGGACUAUCUUCAUAGACCGUAUUCAAACCUGGGAUAUGAAGGCAGCCAUGAAAAUAUUCCCUCCUAUGAUGAGGCCCUAAGUACCCCCAGCCAAGCUUCCUACAGUCCUGACUACACAACAAGUAGUUUACCACCCCCCUACUCACCCACCUCCACACAGCCUUUUUCACCUAUGGCAGAUAAUGUGCGUUACACCCCAGAUAGUGCCAGUAACCUUCACCCAGUGUACCGUAUAGGGAGUGUGAACAGUAUUCCGAUUGCAGGCAGUGAUGGGUUGCCCCGUGACAUAGCCUUCAUGGACUACAGAAUGGGUAGUCAGAGCACGCUCCCGAACCCUGAUGGAAGCUUGCCAGAUCUUUCUACAGGGGAAAGUCAUGCAGACCUUGAAGAGGUGGACAUUGAUGACAUGAAUGACACCUAUCAAAGAGACAUUGAUCCAUUUCCUCAGAGUCCACGGAGAAAUCCCUACCAACAGCCCCCUCCCUCAGAACCCUACUACAGAGAACCAUACAGAACCAGGAGCCGGGAACAACUUGAUCAGCAACCGCCUCCCUCAGAACCCUACCAGAGAGAACCAUACAGAACCAGAAGCCGGGAGCAGCUCAAUCAACAGAGCGGGAACCUUCGUGUCGGGCACAAUCGGAUGCAGCUGAACCAGGGUCACAAUAGCCCGGUGCUAUAUUUAGAUAACCAGAGACAGAACCAACAGCGACCAGAACCAAUAGAGACAGAGAUCUGAGAUUUGUUACAUAUCCAUGUUAAAUACUGUUGACUAGACCAAACUUUACCAGAUAAUGAGAAAUUUCCAUUGAUUCUUCAAAUACUCAGAAAUCCUUCAUCAAUAACAAUGAAUCUACUGACUGCUGUAAUCAGUACCUAUUUCUGUAUGACCUGUGCAAUAUUUGUAUCGACCAUGUGAUUUGAGAAUAUCUUUUAGAGAUUGUUUUCCCAUUACUAAUUAUUCGAAGGCCAUACUUUAUGAUAGUAUUACUCUGUUUAUUUUAUAUUAGUAUUUGUACAUAUACGUUAAGCGUCAUAUAUUAUUAAUAUAUAUUGAACUAUGUACAGUGCAUAUAUUAUUUAUUACCCAAGACUUUGAUAUAUUUACAUUUAGAUUUAUUUGAAAUAGCAAGGAGAAGUGGUUUGUUUUAGUAUAGACAUAAUCAUCUUAAAGGUGACAAGCUUUCAAUAUGCUAUGUUUAUAUUUACACCUGAUGUAACUCACUAGACCGUCAACAUCUCGGGGCACGUGGAAAAUUCCUUUUUGUUCUAUAAAUCAUUUCUUGCUAUCGGUCUUUAUUAACAUCCUCAUGUGACAUGAUUCUUUCUUAACCCACAGUCACUCAUUUUAACAUUAUACUUGAAGGUACCAGUGUGAAUUUUACAUUAAACUCAUUGGAGGGUUACUUGACUGUACUAUGAUGAAGUACCACUGUAAGAUUCCCAGAAUAUAAGGCUGAAUUUUGUUGCAGCCCCAAGGAAGAAUGUGUUCAGAGAUUUGUUCUUCCUUUAGCACAAAAGCAGUAAAGUGUAAUUAAUAUUUUCUAUCUUAUUAUAGAACUUCACAAGUAAUGUUCAGAAUGGUUUUCUUAUAUAUAUUUAGUAUGAAAUUAGAUUUUAAACAUCAAACAUUAUGACUUGUUUUGAACUAUGGAGUACUAAAGAAGAAUAACAUUUAAAAUUCCAGACUAGUUUACUUCAUGAAAUGAUACAGAUGAGCAAUUUUCAAUCAGAAUUUGUUCUGGUAUUUUGGUAUGAUUUCAGUAAUAGAUAAUUAUUGUCAUCAGUUUUUUUCUGUCCAAUAGUUAUGGAGAAAAAUCAAUUUACUUGCAAUAAAAUCCAUACAACUUUCACAUAAAGAUAAGACUGAACAGGUUUGAAAUUAUAAGAUUAAGUUUAACUCACUAUAUAAUCAAUCUCAAUGAAGUACACUGAAUAACUGUAAAAAAAAAAUUAUAUUAUGUGUUGUUAAUCACACUUAAUGUCUAUCACUUCCAAAUGCCUGUUGAAUUUUCACUUCCAAAGGCUGUUGAAUUUUGUUGUAACAUAAUGUGUACAUGCAUGUUACCUUCAGUUGACUAGUGUGUGAUUUUUUAAUGUAUGGAGCCACAUUAAUAAGGUGGAAUCACAAGAUCAACAGACACUUCUACAAAUAUACUGUGCAAAUUCUACAAAUUCUGAAGAUCUUUGUGAUAAUGAGAUAGAAUAUCUCUGACUGAGCAUCUAUUAAUGAAUGUAAAGCGUGAAGUGUCUGGGUUUCUUUCUGCUGAAUGUCGUAACCUUGGUGUUGUACGUUUCUUGUAGUGUCACCUGGUCCUCUCUCCACCUCUCCACACUCAACAAAAGCCACACGUCCCUCGGGGAAGCUACCUACACUAUGAGUAAAAGUAACAUGUCACUCAACAAAGGGGAGACAAUCCAAAGCAAUCUACGUAAGACGGGUCGUUCUAGGUCCUGUCAAGACAUUCUGGAGACAAGUGGACAGGCAAAGUCAUGUUGUAUUAGUUAACACGUCUAAUGAGGUACAAUUUUUGUCUUCAUUUUCGCCUAUAUUGACUUAACUAGUCUAAUUCAGGGAACAAUAUUUCUUUUUUAAUGUCCGAGUGGUGUUUUUUUUUUCUAAACAUUUAUUUUGGCCAUACAAAUUGCUACACUUUAAUUCUGUGUUUGAUGUUGCUGAAUUGUCUCCCUGACAGAGAAAUAAACGUGUGGACUGGAUUGUCUCCCCGAAGAGAAAUAAAUGUGUCUGAACUGCAAUGGUAUGGCUGUCAUUGCAUCUCACAGUUGGUUUUUAAUGACAUGGUUUUGGAGAUUCUUUUGUAUUUGAUGCUCAACAUUCUCAUUUUGGAGUUUGAUUGAAGAAUUUUACCAUAAACUUGUCUCUCAUGUGAUCAAGAAUUAAGAAAGGAAGGAGGGAGCAUAUAAUUAUCAUUUAUGACAGGAAGUGGAUAGGUUUGUUUCAUCUUCAUUAUCAUCACUCUACAUAUCAUCAUCAUUGUCACUUUACAUAUGCCUUGAUUUUUGUACUAAAUAUGCUGUACAACAGUGUCUUUGUCAAUUUCUAAUAUUUCCAUGUAUUUGUAUACAUGAUUGUUAUACAAUACAUGACUUUAACAAUUUUUUUAAAAUGAAAUAUACAAUUUUCCCCUCUACUUGUAUGUUGUGUGAUUCCUUACUUUAGUUUAUACAUAUUAUGAAUAUGUAUAAUUGCUAUGAUUUAUGAUUAUCUGUCUUGUAUAUUUUUUGUACUAGAUUUAUGGUGACCCAUAUAAAAAUCUUAAUAAAAGUGAAUAAAAGAUGAA